Molecule: messenger RNA, 321 nt
Organism: Rhizoctonia solani
Lineage: Eukaryota; Fungi; Basidiomycota; Agaricomycetes; Cantharellales; Ceratobasidiaceae
Product: NADH dehydrogenase (ubiquinone) 1 alpha subcomplex 5
Exons: 4
Coding region: 1-321 (106 amino acids)
Biological process (GO): respiratory electron transport chain
Source: RefSeq, a predicted model, not a curated record
AUGUUACGAUUCACCCGCCCCCUCAGACAAGCACUCAAGUCUACUACUGGUAUAUACGGCGUUGCCGUACAUCCCGAUCCUCUCCCGGUCCUCCGUAAAACAUAUGAAUCGACGCUCUCGAUAUUGUCCCAGAUGCCUUCUCAUGCGUCUAAGGGUGAUGCAACACAGGUAGAAAAUACCUUGGGCGAGGGUCAGAUUGAGGAGAUUUUAAUGAGUGCUGAGGAUGAGUUGAGUUUGGCGGGAAAAAUGCUCGAGUGGAAACCGUGGGAACCUUUGGAGGUUAAGCCCGCUCCUGGGCAAUGGGACUAUGUCCGUGACUAG